AGCAUUACAAGUCUAGCCACAGCCACUGCGUGAACUGGCCUGGAAGAGCUGAUUGCACGGAGCUGCUCUUGCUACUGCCUGCCUGCCUCACUCGUGCUCUUUUGAACACGGCAACAAGAGGACAAGCAGCCCUUCUGAGCACGCUCUUCAGUCAGCUGUCUGACACGCAAGAACUGUAGAGAACCAGGAUAAUGGCUGCCAGCAAGAACAAGAACCAGAGUUCUCUGGCUCUCCACAAAGUAAUCAUGGUUGGCAGUGGAGGUGUGGGCAAGUCGGCACUCACGCUUCAGUUCAUGUAUGACGAGUUUGUGGAAGACUAUGAACCCACAAAGGCUGACAGUUACAGGAAGAAAGUAGUUCUGGAUGGUGAAGAGGUCCAAAUAGACAUACUGGACACAGCAGGACAGGAGGACUAUGCAGCCAUUCGAGACAACUACUUCCGCAGCGGGGAGGGGUUUUUGCUAGUGUUCUCCAUAACGGAGCAUGAAUCUUUUACAGCAACAGCAGAGUUCCGGGAACAGAUCCUGCGUGUGAAGGCUGAAGAGGACAAAAUACCUUUGCUCGUGGUGGGAAACAAAUCUGACUUGGAAGAGCGCAGACAGGUGCCUGUAGAGGAGGCCAGAACUAAAGCAGAGGAGUGGGGAGUGCAGUAUGUAGAGACUUCUGCCAAAACUAGAGCAAAUGUAGAUAAGGUAUUCUUUGAUUUGAUGAGGGAAAUCAGAGCGAAGAAAAUGUCAGAAAACAAAGACAAGAAUGGCAAGAAAAGUGGCAAGAACAAGAAAAGCUUUAAAGAGAGAUGUUGCUUACUGUGAUACUUGGGAACUG
Gavialis gangeticus (Gharial) is the source of this 825-nucleotide messenger RNA. It is a transcript of the gene RALB, whose product is annotated as RAS like proto-oncogene B. The record is from RefSeq and is a predicted model, not a curated record. The transcript is spliced from 5 exons. Gene Ontology annotation, cellular component: plasma membrane. Lineage: Eukaryota; Metazoa; Chordata; Crocodylia; Gavialidae. Bases 192 to 812 code for a protein of 206 amino acids. Gene Ontology annotation, biological process: Ras protein signal transduction. Gene Ontology annotation, molecular function: GTPase activity; GDP binding; GTP binding.